UACAGUAUCUCACCAGCCCCUCCUACCUCCCCUAAUCACACACACAUUUCAAUUUCUACCAGGAGCUUUACAGAAGUUUUUCAGAGCAGCUGUCUCUCCUCCUCAACAAACGCAAGUUUCAUAACCGCAUUCAAAACGUUCGAUCUACGUCUGCAAAUAUCAUCCGUCUCAGAGAAAAUCUGCAUGUUGGUGCACCCAUGUCAGUCACUAAAGGCCCUGUAGUUCUCACUACAGUCUUUUGCAUUUUAUCAGGUGUUCUUGGUCAGGAAUGGAAGGUGACCUAUUCCUCUACCAAUGUCUGUGGUGUGGAGGGGUCAUUUGUGGACAUUUCCUGCACUUACUCAUAUCCGAGCCAUCUUGAAAUCAAAGAAACAUUCUGGUUCAUCAAAAAGGUCACUGGUGAUGAAGCAGACGACUUGAGUCUGGAUUCCAAAUAUCAGGGGCGUGUGGAAUAUCUUGGUGACAAAGUGAACGACUGCAGCCUACGAAUCAAGAAUCUGAAAGACAGUGACACUGCAGAAAAAUACACAUUCAGGUUCCUAACUAAUGACCCAAAGGGGAAAUUCUCUGGAUCUGAGGUCACUCUGUCUCUGAGACAUCUUGCUGUAACAGUGAGUCCAGAAAAAGCGUCAGACGGCAAUCAAGUGACCCUGACCUGUAUCACCAUCUGCAGUCUGAGUAACAACCCCACCUACAUCUGGUACAGGAACUCACAGCCUCUGACUAACCCACACCCAACCAGCAGCAACACCCUGUCCAUAACCUCAGUAAGCAAAGAGGAUGCUGGUUAUUACUCCUGUGCUGUAAGAGGACAUGAGGGUCACCCGUCACUCUCUGUGUGUGUUCUGAGUUGCUGGAGUGUGACGUACACCCCAAAGAGCAUCUGUGCCUUGAAGGGCUCCUCGGUGGAAUUCCAGAGCUAUUGCACGUACCCUGCAGAUCAUACAGUCACAAAAGCAUUCUGGUUUAUCAAGGGAACAUGGCCAUCUGGUCAAGAACCUAAGGAUUUGAUACAGGAAGAACGUUAUCAUGGUCGAGUGAAUUAUUCUGAAGAGAAGACAAAUAACCACACUCUGAGGAUAACAGACCUGAUCACUGGAGACUCAAACAGUUUUCAAUUCAGGUUUAUAACUGAUAAAGUAGGAGGAAAGUUUUCUGGUGGAGAUGUUGAACUCUCAGUUAUAGAACUGCAAGUACUGGUGGAUCCUGCAAUUGUCACAGAGAGAAACACAGUGACAUUAACCUGUAUCACCAGCUGCAGUCUGAGUAACAACGCCACCUACAUCUGGUACAAGAACCCACAUGCUAUUGGUAGUAACCACACAGCUGGCAAGACACUGAACAUACCAUCAGUUGGCAUUGAAGAUACAGGAAGUUACUCCUGUGCUCUUCAGGGACAUGAGGAUCACAGAUCACCGGAAAGGACUCUCAGUGUCAGAUAUGGCCCAAGAAACACUUUGGCAUCAGUCCAUCCUUCUGCUGAACCAGUGGCGGGGGAUUCAGUGACUCUGACCUGCAGCAGUGAUGCCAACCCACCAGCACAGAUCUACACCUGGUAUAAGAAGAGUGGAGAUCAAUCUUCACCAGUUGGAUCAAGUCAGAAUAUCAGCUUUGCAAGCAUCAGCUCUGAACAGAGUGGACUCUAUUACUGUGAGGCUGGGAAUGAGAUUGGACAGAACAGAUCUUCAGCAGUACAGAUCACUGUAACAUGUAAGUUUUGAACUCAAGACAUGCAGCAGCAAUAUAACAUUAAAUCUCAAGAUUGUCAAGUUAUCUGCCCACAUCUGUAAUGAUUUCAGUUCAAGUAUCAUGUUAUAGUUACUACAUUAAUAGUAAUUUAGACUAUAAUGUUUUUGCCAGGUGAAAAUCA
Molecule: messenger RNA, 1870 nt
Organism: Clupea harengus (Atlantic herring)
Lineage: Eukaryota; Metazoa; Chordata; Actinopteri; Clupeiformes; Clupeidae
Product: sialoadhesin-like
Exons: 8
Coding region: 198-1721 (507 amino acids)
Biological process (GO): cell-cell adhesion
Cellular component (GO): membrane
Source: RefSeq, a predicted model, not a curated record